AUGCUUUUAUUGCACAACCUUUACCUUGGUCGCUCAUCGGUUCGCAGUGGUCACCUAUUCCUGACUCCUUCAGAUCACUACAGAGUUCCCUUGGUUAUGCCAUUGAUCGAUCACCAAAGGUACAUCCCCGCACAGCAACAUCAGUCUGGUAGUGAAUACGGAAGUCAGGUAGGCUAUCGAGCCGCUGACUCUGAUGCAGCAUCCGAUUUUGGAAAAAUCAGCGUGCAGGACAGAUAUGGAACCUUACGAUUACAUCAGUCACAAGUUCCACGCGCCUCUAUGGUUGAUGGGGGAAGCGUACCUUAG
Molecule: messenger RNA, 306 nt
Organism: Cylicocyclus nassatus
Lineage: Eukaryota; Metazoa; Nematoda; Chromadorea; Rhabditida; Strongylidae
Source: the annotation of a GenBank genome assembly